AUGAAGAAUCACGACAAAGCUUUCGUGGAACAUGACUUGUUCUUGCUCGAGAAUCAGCUUCCUUUCAAAGUCCUCCAAGCAUUGAUGACCAUGAACUCGGAAUUUGCUGGAGAGGAAGGCUUGAAGUUGAUUAACAAGUUCAUUCAAGACACGAGUCCAGGUCCUCCUCUUCCUUCAUUUUGGGAAUUGGAGAAGGAUAUUAGUUUAAGUGGUGAACAUGUAAGGGAGGGCUUGACAUGUGUAAUAUCUGUCAAAGUACCAAAUCCAGAAUUUGAAGGACAAACAAAGACAAGGUUGGGGAAUCCAGAGGUGCGGAAAGUGGUUGAUCAAUCUGUUCAGGAGUAUCUCACUGAGUACUUAGAGUUGCAUCCAGAUGUACUUGAUUCAAUCCUUUCCAAGUCCCUUAAUGCUCUAAAGGCAGCUCUGGCGGCAAAGAGGGCAAGAGAAUUGGUGAGACAAAAGAGUGUUUUAAAAUCAUCUUCUAUUCCUGGAAAGCUUGCAGAUUGCUCAGCCACUAAUCCUGAAGAAUCUGGUAUGUUAUGUGUGUUCUUUUAUCAGAUCAUUGUUAUAAUUAGAGGUUGACUACUGCAAUGAUGC
Camellia sinensis is the source of this 597-nucleotide messenger RNA. Lineage: Eukaryota; Viridiplantae; Streptophyta; Magnoliopsida; Ericales; Theaceae. The record is from RefSeq and is a predicted model, not a curated record.